AUGCACGUUUGGGGCGUCCCGGUUGAUUCGGACAUCGUAGCUCCCAUGGCUGUACAUAUUGAAUACCAAAUGCAGAACGAUGGAGAAAAAAUGGAGGUGUACCAUGAAAAUCUCAAUAGCUCAGAAUUCUUUUGCACUGAAUUUGGCAUGAAAAUCGAGUUCAGUCCUCCCACAUUCACUAUUCAAAGCAUCAUCCUCAUCUAUUCAAUAUACCAAAAUGUAAUCUCACCGACCGAUCUCACUAGCGGUCCGCCCGACUAUUUCCGUAUGACUGCAGCUCCUCAAGACACAGUGUCAUCCUUGUGUGCAACUCUGCAGAUCCGUUCAUGGAAAACCAAAAAUACAGAGCAGAGCACCAAGACUAACAAUACCUACUCUUACCUGGAUUCCCCUCCUAAAAAAUGCGCGGAUCGGCGCAUCCAGAAUCCGGAUGGACUCCCGAAUGUAAAGCGAUGCAUUGUCUCAAACGCUCGUCUUCAAAAAGCUGCAGCCUCUUUCACGCGUGGCUUCAAUAUGGCAGGGCGAACGGAUAUUGACCUCGAGCAGCUACUCGUAGCUGCGUCGGCAUCGCAGAAACUAGUGAGAUUGCAAACCCAGAUACAUGCUCCCCGAAGCGCUAGAUUCGUCGGUGGAUACGGGUCGAAUUUCAGUAUGUUAACUACUUGCACAAUCGUUGACUCUUCUCUAGGAUGUCCCUUCGUACCUAUUGGGGAGAAGAGCACGAUCAUUGAACCAGAGGUCCUGCAACGCAUGCGAGUGCCUGGUCGCCGAAUCCACUCUCUGAAAAUGAAUCACUGCGCUAUAGUGACAAGGAGGGUUGUAAAGCACAACGUUGACUUCAAGCGCCUCAAUCCACCCAACCUUCGAAGAAACUCGAACACCGAGGUCCUCAUAACCCGAAAGGUGUCGUUCAAAGCACGUUCUGCACAAUGUUUGAAACCACUAGACACCGCACCAUGUUUUGUGGUUCAGGCAGUGCGCGUGUCGAUGCCAAGCCCACUGUUCACCUCGGUGAACCUUCCUGAGCUCUUCAAGUGUGAGGCAUUCGGUAUCAGUGAAGUCCUGCAGGGUUGCCAUGUGCAAAAGAUUACUUGGACAGGAGAAAAGAGAGAACGCAAUAAUCGUCCUUCCCGCGGGGAACUGCAGAGAAUACCAUUAUUCACUCGUCCAAUGGGGGCUCUGUUGAUUAAGAUCCAAACGGAGAACUCCGCUGCAACGUUAAAUGGUCGAUCUUCCGAUGGUAGAUCACCUGCCAAAUACCAAACCCUGUCACUGAGCAAUGAACUAGGGCACCAAUCAAAACUGAAGAAAAACGAAAUCAGCUUUCUCCACUUAUACGCAUUGUGUCUUUGUCAAAGAAAAGAAGGUGCAACUAAAAUUGAGAAGAGGAACCACCGAACGAAACGCCACUUCCCUAAUAACCACAGAACCCCAAACCCUAGUGUCAUGGGUGAAUUUAUGCAAUAUGACGAGGCGCAUUUGAAGGCGACGGCUAAGAAUAGAGAUUCGUCCUCUCAAGCCUUCUCGCGAAAACAGACGAAAAAGUUGAAUAUUCAAUGCUCAUCACUCAGCUUACCCUCGUGUCAAAGGUGUGCUCUCUACAAAGACACAGCGAACCGGAAUAUGCACGGGAAGUCUGCGCCGGACGAGAAAAUGCAAGGCCGAGGGUCCCUUAACUCGAUGGCAAAAAAAUGCGAUUUGGAAACACAGAUUCUCCGAGAAGGAUCCGACAAAAAAAAAACGCCUGGUGUCAAGACAUUUGUCAAAGAUUUACAGUUGGGCGCUGACGGAGACUUGACGAAGGUCUUACGAUCUACCUUCGAAGACUGGUUGCCUAAGAGAAUGGCGGAAGGGAAUAUGCAGGUACGGGGGAGUGGAUGCAGGGUUCUCACAUUAUUAAAAGUUCAUAUCGUUGGCGGAAUUCCAACUCGCACGAAGAUGCUUCCCUUCAAGGCAGUUCUGUGGCUGCUGUAUUUGAAACCUUUGGCUGCCUGUAAGCUGAAGCUGCUGGUACCGGCACGCCGUGCCAAUGAACGUGGAAUGCAGAGAUCGUCUCCCAACUUCUGGCUGCGUUGGUUCUCGGGCCUGGGAGGACCCGUGAAAGAGCAUUCGGGCUCGCUCGUUGAGACACCAUCAUACGAUAGGCAAACCGCACAGCAGGGGAUCCGCCCUGGACACUGGCUCUAG
Lindgomyces ingoldianus is the source of this 2187-nucleotide messenger RNA. RefSeq lists its product as uncharacterized. Lineage: Eukaryota; Fungi; Ascomycota; Dothideomycetes; Pleosporales; Lindgomycetaceae. The record is from RefSeq and is a predicted model, not a curated record. The transcript has 25 exons. Bases 1 to 2187 code for a protein of 728 amino acids.